Messenger RNA from Colias croceus (clouded yellow), 2780 nucleotides. RefSeq lists its product as uncharacterized. Bases 100 to 1794 code for a protein of 564 amino acids. NCBI's taxonomy places the organism in Eukaryota, Metazoa, Arthropoda, Insecta, Lepidoptera, Pieridae. Gene Ontology annotation, cellular component: nucleus. The transcript is spliced from 9 exons. The record is from RefSeq and is a predicted model, not a curated record.
GAAAGCAAACCCUUAACGGGCAAACGGCUGUUAUUUUGAAAAAGAUUAUAGUAAAACGAGUUUUAUUUAAGUAACAAAACGUUGAUAAAUUAGUAUAAAAUGGAUGUUAAUAAGCAACCUGUUAAUUCUAGAAAUCGAUUUUUAAAACUUUCCUUGAAGAAAAACAAAACACAAAGCGAUGUUAAAACCAAGAAACAUGACCGGAGUUCCGAGGUUAUUGUCCUUGAUGAGAGCUAUGAGAGAUUACGGUCAGACUUUCCAAAAAAUUUUCAGUCAUCACCUAAGAUAUAUUCGCCAAUUAUUAUCGACGAUUCAUGUGAACUAUCACUUGAGGAAUUACCUGAAAUCACAAUGGAUAAGGAACCUAGCAGAUCGGGAAAUGUAUCUCUAAAUCUAUCACAAUGUGUGUCUCCAGUCAACAACGACUCGAAACCAAGCAACGGAGGCUGGUCUCCCGCUCAAAAUAUAAUCUGCGCUACACCGAGACAUGAACAAGUACCAUCCACACCUAAAGAAAUAGCCAAUGAAUCACAAGAACAUUGUUCUAUACAGAAAAUACAGCAUUCACAUAAAAAACUUCUUAAUGAUAUAUAUGGAGACGUUUGGAAGUCUAUACCGAAGUUGUUCGUUAAAACUCCAAAUAAUUUUAAAGCAGUAUCAAAGCAAUUACAUUAUGAUGAUGAUGAUAGCGACAAGGAAAACAUACGAUCGGUUAUAAAACAAAAUAGAGAGUUGUAUUUGACAGAAUCAGAUAAGAAACAAUUGCGGAAUGAUGUGAUGGACUCGGAGAAGAAAUCUAAAAAGAAGUUGUAUACAGAAAAGGUAGCUAAUACGCCGGAUGUAGUGAAACCAAAGAUUAAAAUAACCAGGGACGUUCAGACUUCGACUAAGAAGAAAAAGAAAGUCAUGACAGUAACAGAGUUGCUCUAUACGCUGGAUGGUGCCGUGGAUAGUGUGGAUGUUUUGACGAAACAAGUUCAAAAUGUAGCUGUGACUGUUCCGGAUAACUUAAAACGACUGAGCUUCAUGGGCUCUUUAGCUGACAACACACCACACUGGCGGUGCCACCCAGAAGCCCUUCAGUACCACGACAACUACAAGACCCUAAAGGACCAGUUAGCAAGACGACUGUUUAUUGAGUUCAAUAAGUGUAUAUUUGAUGAUGAACUGGACGCUGACCUGCCUAUCUUGUGGGAUACUAAGCUGAGGACCACUGCUGGGACGACCACGAACCGCUUGAUAAAGAACUCGAAAGGCGAGCGAAUACGCACGUCGAGCGUGAAGUUAUCGUGCAAGGUUGUGGACGGCCCGCAGCGGCUGCGCGACACGCUGGUGCACGAGCUGUGCCACGCCGCCACGUGGCUGCUGGACGGCGCCCUGCGCGCGGGCCACGGCCCGCUGUGGGACAAGUGGGCUAAGAAGUCGUUGCGUGUGUUCCCCGAGCUCGGCGAGAUAUCGCGCUGUCACGAUAUGGAGAUACACUUCAAGUAUUGCUUUAAAUGCACUCGAUGUGGAUACAGCAUAAAACGCCACUCCAAAUCAAUAGACGUCACAAAAAAGUGUUGUGGCUAUUGCCGCGGAACUUUCGAGGUUAUAGUGAAUAGAAAAAACAAAGAUGGCGUCGUGAUGUCGACUCCAGCCCGUAAGGGAACCACCAAUGAAUUUGCUCUUUAUGUUAAAGAGAAUUAUGGAACGUUGAAAAAUGGCAGAACUCACGCGCAAGUCAUGAAAAUGCUGGGCGAACAGUUUUCCGCGAAAAAGGGGCAGAAACAGGAUUGUGGGGGGGAUACAUAGAUGAAUAGGGAUACAUAUACAUGGAUGACCCCUAUAUUCUUAAAGCAUAGGCAUAAAUAAUUGCGUGAGGCAUUUUAGAGAAGUCGAGUUGAAUUUCAUUUAUUGCAUUUGCAAUCACGUAAUUUUGUUACGCUAGAAACAGGACAUAGAUAUAAUAGAUUCAAAUUAAGUGAUGGUCUGGUUGAAAAUUUUUCAAAGCUUCACGUAAUUAAUGGACGCCCCCUUAUUGUUGGAAUAUUGGUACUAUUUAAGUAGUUAGAGCUGGAUCUAUAAAAAUUGUAUUUGGACAAUACGAAAUUAAAGACUAAUGAAUUAAAAACAUAUUUAUUCAGUGACAUUUCAAACGAAAAUUGUUAUUUUUAUAUUUCAAAAGUUGGAAUAAAAUAUGUACAGAUGUUGAUUUUUACAUAAUAUUGUUACAAUCUUUAAUUACUAAAUGAAAAAUUGAUGAUAAUUUAUAUCAGAUUUACAAAGUCAAAAGUUUAAAAAUAUCAAAUGAACUCUUGAAAAUAACCGAGGUUAAUUAAUCUCAAAUGUAUAAUGACAUUUAUUUAUUUAUAACAUACUCUAUGUGGUUAUUAAAACCGACGUACGACACUUGUGAAAACUGCAUUCAAUUCUGUGCAGUCGUUCAUUGUAUUUUAUAUUUCUAUGACAACAUAUUGUUAUGUUGCUACUGUAGUUUUAUUAUGACUGAUUAUAUUCGAAUUAAAAAUGAUAGUUAUAUUAAUUACAUUUAAAAUGAGUUUAUUUGUAAUUUAACUGUUUUAAUAUAUAAAUUAUGGACAAUACUUUUUAUCCCGGUAGAUAAAAAAUUGUAAAAUAUGUUUGGUAUUUAGCCACAUUUCAUCAAAUUCCGUUCAGCCGUUUUACUUAUAUAUAAUGACAAUAACUAGGAAGUAUUUUAUGUAAAUACUUAGAUAUAAAUCUAUUAAAUAUAAAAGCCCUAACUUUGUAAUACAUAGUUUAAUACAAUUAUUUCGUCU